UUCCUUUUAUAGGCAGCGUCGAAGUUAAGACAUUGCAUUUACAAGCAUCUUGGACGACGAAAUUAUUGAAAUACAAAAGUAGACCUUGUCUUAAUUAUGAAACACGAAUUUUCCUAAUUGGAUCUCGAUCAUAGUAAACUUCAAGUCCCAUAAUGGAUUAGGAUUUCUUGCCAAAUAGAUAUAGUUUUUCUUCGCUACACCAGAAGUGAUAAGAAGUACUGAAUACGGCUUGAUUCGUGGCGAACUGAAAACCAGUGAAAUUGACCAAAAUGUCCAGUAUUACAGCUUCAUGAGCGUGCCCUACGCAAGCCCACCGAUAGGCCAUUUACGUUUCCAGGAACCCGUCAAACACGAAGCAUGGCAGGGAGUAAGAAACGCAACAAAACUCCCCGAUCGUUGCGCGCAACCUGAUCAAUAUUUUUUAACACUUGCCGUUCUCGGAAGCGAAGACUGUCUUUAUCUCGAAAUUUCGGAACCCCUCACCUCACGAAACGGAUCAAAGGAAUUGCUACCAGUCCUGCUGUGGAUCCAUGGAGGAACUUUCGUUUUCGGGGCCCCACAUGUUAGUGGACCAGAUUACUUCGUGGAGAAACCAGUCGUCUACAUUAACGUACAAUACCGGCUUAAUAUCUUCGGUUUUCUCAGUACCACAGAUGAAUGCGCCACCGGUAACUUUGGCCUCAAGGAUCAACUGCUCGCGCUUCACUGGAUACAGCGCAACGUCAAGAACUUCGGCGGGGAUCCUAAUCGAGUUACGAUUUCUGGUGCAAGUGCAGGAGCGGCAUCCGUAAUACUCCACUGUUUGUCGCCAAAAAGCCAAGGUCUCUUUCACAGAGCGAUUAGUUUAAGUGGAACACCUCUAAAUCGAUGGGCGUUGCAACGAAACCCGCUGGAAAAAAUGCGCAGGUUAGCAAAAGGUUUAGGGAUAGACUCUGACAAUACCAGCAUUAUUGUGGAAGAGCUUCGGCGUGUAGACUAUAGGGUUUUAGUAAAAACCGUGUACAACAAGUCAAUCAUGGGUGAUUUCAUACCGUACGAUGCCCAUUCAUUUGCACCAAGCGUUGAGGCCGAGGGACCCACUGCUUUUAUUACGGAAAGAGCGUUUAAAUUGCUAGAUGAAGGGAAAUUUGCGAAAGUACCGCACAUAAUUGGGCACACAACUGAAGAAGGAUCCUUUGCAUAUGACUAUAUUCACUCCGGGACUACUAAUCUUCACUUGUACGAAACAUCGCCGGAAAUCCUAAUUCCAUCAUCAAUGAACAUCCCACGCGAUUCAGCAUGUUCUAAAAAAACCUUGGACGAGGUGAAAACGUUUUAUUUUCACAACAAGACCGUAACUGACCCUUUCAGUUGGACAAAGUACAUGAGUCAAGAUUUGUUUACUAGAGGAAUUGCAAAAACUGCACAACUUUUGGCGAAGAAAGCCGACGUAUACUACUACAUACUUUCUUAUAACGGAAGCAGACCAAUGUCCUACCAUGGUGGGGUUGGCCACUAUGAAGACAUAUUGUACUUAUUUUAUGUCCGAAAUAGAUGGACUAACGUUAGAACUCCCUUAGAUGACUUGAUUCGUAAGCGACUGGUGACGAUUUGGACCAAUUUCGUUACAACCGGCAAUCCGACGCCGUACUCGGAUCCUCUACUUCAAAACGUUACUUGGCCGAAAUUUGACGAGGAAGAGUCUUUUUUGGACAUCAACAAAGAUCUGACAAUCGGCCAAGCACCCGAAAGGGCAGAUCGAGAUUUCUGGAAGGAACUUUUCAGAAAAUGCGGCUCUGAACCUUACCAUACGUAUUAAUGGAAAUUCUGAGCUGUAAAAACACAAACCUUGUGUAAAUGACCAAAGAAAUAUACGUCAGAAGAAUUC
This is a messenger RNA of Photinus pyralis (common eastern firefly), 1867 nucleotides long. RefSeq names its product venom carboxylesterase-6-like. The record is from RefSeq and is a predicted model, not a curated record. NCBI's taxonomy places the organism in Eukaryota, Metazoa, Arthropoda, Insecta, Coleoptera, Lampyridae. Bases 290 to 1798 code for a protein of 502 amino acids. The transcript has 9 exons.